Messenger RNA from Carlito syrichta (Philippine tarsier), 412 nucleotides. RefSeq names its product integrin alpha-IIb-like. Gene Ontology annotation, cellular component: integrin complex; external side of plasma membrane. Gene Ontology annotation, molecular function: integrin binding. Gene Ontology annotation, biological process: angiogenesis; cell-matrix adhesion; integrin-mediated signaling pathway. The annotation marks the transcript as partial. The record is from RefSeq and is a predicted model, not a curated record. NCBI's taxonomy places the organism in Eukaryota, Metazoa, Chordata, Mammalia, Primates, Tarsiidae. The transcript is spliced from 4 exons.
AGGAAUCACGAUGCAGGUGAGCGUGGGAAGCCUGGAAGAAGCUGGGGAGCGCGUGUCCUUCCAGCUGCAGAUCCGGAGCAAGAACAGCCAGAAUCCAAACAGCGACACGGUGCUGCUGGAUGUGCCGGUGCGGGCAGAGGCCCAGGUGGAGCUGCGAGGGAACUCCUUCCCGGCCUCCCUGGUGGUGGUGUCAGAGGAGGGUGACAGGGAGGAGGACGGCUCAGACAGCUGGGGCCCCAAGGUGGAGCACACCUAUGAGCUGCACAACAACGGCCCCGGGGCCGUGCGCAGCCUCCGCCUGGACAUCAGCCUCCCCGGCCAGUCCCAGCCCUCUGACCCGCUCUACCUCCUGGACGUGCAGCCACAGGGGGGGCUCCAGUGCGCCCCACAGCCCCUCCUCAACCCCCUCAAG